GCGCCGCCCCGCACCGUCCAGCGGGUGCCUGACGGGGGCAGAGCGGGACGCGGGGCCGCAUCCCGCCUCCUCGGCUGCCCCCAGAACCGCCCCGCCCGUCCCACCCCGGCUGCCCUCGCACACCCGGCUGAUUUACGGGAACCUCCUUAAUCUUUAACCAGGCAGGGCCGGAGCCGGCCAGAUCCCCCGGAGCCCGCUGGACACGCAGGGACCGACCCGCCGGGCACCCAGGAUGCCCACCAUGACACUCUGGCUGCCCCUGGCGUGGCUGGUGGCCACAGCCGUGGCCACUGUCAGCCCGGUGCCCACUCUGGAGGCCUCUCCCAGCGGAGCGAAGCUGCUCACACAGCCCCCGACACCGCCAGUGCCCCCCCAUCCUGCCACGGCCCCCCCGCAGGACGUGGGGGCACCUGUCCUGCCUAUACCCACCCCCCAUGCCCACCCCGAGGGGCUGCCUGGCUGGGAUGCCCCUCACGGGGCCACAGACGCCCCUGGGCCCACAGAACCUGAGGGAGCCUCUGAGGAGCCAGGAAGCACAGCCUACGGGACCACGGCUGUGCCCACGCCUGGCACCACUCAGGGACCCCCAGGCACCACCACCCCGCCGUGCCCCGGGGACGAGGAGCCGGCCGAGGCCUGCGGGGAGCCCACGGGGGAGCAGCGGGCGGCCGUGGCCGAGGCGCUGGGCACCUUCGCCCUCCGCUUCUACCAGCACAUGGCCGAGGCCGCCCGGCCCGACGCCAACCUGCUCUUCUCCCCCAUCAACGUCGCCACGGGGCUCUCGCACCUGCUGCUGGGCGCCCGCGGCGAGACCCGCGAGCGGCUGGGCGCCCUCCUGGCGUACCCGCCGGGGCUGGGCUGCGUGCACGGCGCCCUGCAGCAGCUGGCCGGCUCGCCCGGCCUCUUCUCGGCCGCCCAGAUCUUCCACCACCCAGAGCUGCGCCUCCGGCCCCGCUUCCUCAACGACUCCCUGCGCUUCUACGGCGCCCGCCCGCGCGCCCUGAGCGGCAACGAGAGCCUGGACCUGCAGAGCAUCAACGCCUGGGUGCGGGAGGCCAGCGAGGGGCUGCUGCCCGCCCUGCUGCCCGCGCUGCCCCCGCAGCCCCGCCUGCUGCUGCUCGGCGCCGUCCACCUUCGCGCCGCCUGGCGCACGCCCCUGGACCCCGAGAAGACGGUGCCGCUGCCCUUCCUGCGCCCCGGGCGCCCCCCAGUCGAGGUGCCCACCAUGACCAGCACCAAGUACCCGGUGGCCUCGUUCACCGACUCCCGCCUGCAGGUCCAGGUGGGGAGGCUGGAGCUGAGCGAGGGGCUGAGCCUGGUGGUGCUGCUGCCGCGGGGGCCCCUGGGGGCGCUGGAGACCCUGGAGCGGUCACUGGACCCCCCCACCUUCCUGGCCCUGCUGCGGCGGGCGGCCCAGACGCCCCCUCGGGCCACCGCGCUGGCCCUGCCCCGGAUGCACCUCGACCUCGCCCUGGACGUGGUGCCCCUGGUCCACGACAUGGACUUCGGGCUGUUCCUGGACGCGGAGCUGUGCGGGCUGGCGGAGGGCCCGGCCGCGGUGGACGAGGCGCGGCACCGGGCGGUGCUGGCGCUGGACGAGGCCGGCGUGGAGGCGGCGGCUGCCAUGGCCACCUCGGUGGCGCGCUCGGCGCUGGUGCUGGAGGCGCUGCGCCCCUUCCUCUUCGUCCUCUGGCACGACGCCGGCGAGGUGCCCGUCUUCAUGGGCCGCCUCAGCGACCCCCGGCCCUGACCCUGCCCCUCCCGUCCCCGCCCUCCCUCCUCUCAGCCCUCCGUCCUUCCCUCCCGCCUC
Molecule: messenger RNA, 1810 nt
Organism: Pipra filicauda (Wire-tailed manakin)
Lineage: Eukaryota; Metazoa; Chordata; Aves; Passeriformes; Pipridae
Gene: SERPING1
Product: serpin family G member 1
Exons: 8
Coding region: 233-1750 (505 amino acids)
Biological process (GO): negative regulation of endopeptidase activity
Molecular function (GO): serine-type endopeptidase inhibitor activity
Source: RefSeq, a predicted model, not a curated record